AUGCAACAUGGUAACUUUGCAUCAUCACAAUCAGAGUACUCUCCCACUUCAGACUCUCCCACACAAGCAUCUCCUGGACUGGCUUCAUUCGAUUUUAAUAUGAAUGACAAUGAUUUUGGUGGUACUUCUGAAAGACCUAUAGGAGUACGGAAAGCAAAAUUUAAAAAGAGAAAUGAUGAAGAAAGUUCUAAGUUUAUGGAGUAUAUGAAAGAAGAGAAUCAAAAAAUGCUUGCAAUUUUGGAAAAAAAUAAUGCUGAUAGGCAACUAAAUUAUGAAAUCCAAAUGUUACGAGCUCAAACUGCAGCCAAAAAAGUGGACGUGGAAGAAUUACGAGAAGAAAAUUUAAUUUUACUGAAAGAUUUGACACAAGUAACUGAUCCAAAACUACAUGAGUUUCUUGUACAAGAACAAUCAAGAAUUAUGCAUAAAAGAACUAAACAAGGUGAAGGAUCUCAAAAUACCGGUUCUGGUACUUUUGCCCAAUAUUUCGAGCAUCUUCGUCCUUCUGAUGAUGACUUCCCAGAAUACUGA
This is a messenger RNA of Asparagus officinalis (garden asparagus), 531 nucleotides long. RefSeq lists its product as uncharacterized. Lineage: Eukaryota; Viridiplantae; Streptophyta; Magnoliopsida; Asparagales; Asparagaceae. Bases 1 to 531 code for a protein of 176 amino acids. The transcript has a single exon. The record is from RefSeq and is a predicted model, not a curated record.